This is a messenger RNA of Sclerotinia borealis F-4128, 1986 nucleotides long. NCBI's taxonomy places the organism in Eukaryota, Fungi, Ascomycota, Leotiomycetes, Helotiales, Sclerotiniaceae. The record is from the annotation of a GenBank genome assembly.
AUGGCGAAUCCAAUUCACGCCCACGAGCACCAUAAUCCUACCAACAUGGGUAUCAUUGGUCUUCCUCAUGGUCCGGAAACUGGUGAUGAUCAUGUGUCGAUAUAUGAUAUGGGAACCGAUGAAGAGAUUUUCAAUGAGGUCCUUUACCCCGAUGACAUUUUCACCGAAGACCAUGUGUAUUGGGCAGAUCUUAAAUUAAAGGACAAAAUCUCCUUCAUCACCAGGACUGAGGGAGCAGACGCAAAGGAAGAGCUAAAGUCGAUUUGGGCAAUGAUGAAAGUGGACCCCCUCAGUCCUGUCAGUUGGUACUUCAGCAAUGCUGUUCUCCCAGGUGCUGGUUUGGGUCUGGAAGGAUAUGUUCUCUUCUCCAUCGGAAACUUGGCACCCCUCUUCUCAGCUGUUUGGCCACAAUGCUGGAAAACUUUCGAAGUUUGCAGUGAGCAAUGGACCUAUGCCGUCACUUAUUUGGAGAUUAUUGGUAUUAUUGUUGGUCAAAUCCUUGUCGGGUACUUGGGUGAUAAGAUUGGUCGUCGUUGGGGUUUGAUUCAAGAUGCCGUCAUCAUGUUUCUUGGUCUCAUCAUGCUCAUCGCUUCUUGGGGUACAACUCUCAACGGCUGGGUCAUCUGCUAUGCCUGGUCAUUAUUCUUCUACGGCAUCGGUGUAGGCGGUGAAUAUCCAAUGACAGCCACUGCUGCCAUGGAAAGUGCCACUGCACCAAAUCGCCGAACGACUAAAAUGGACCGUCUUCAUCGUGGUCGUAAGGUUACUAUGGCCUUCCUGAUGCAAGGCUGGGGUCAAUUUUUUAACCAAGCCAUUCUCAUCAUCUUACUCCUCAUUUUCCAUCAUGGAAGCGGGAACCCACCCUAUUCUCAAGUCGCUGCACAAUGGACAUUCCGAGUCUCUUUCGCCAUCCCCGCUGUCGGCACUUUGUGGCUUGUUUACUACCGUAUGUUUAAGAUGCCUCUCAUCUCAAAAUCACUAGAUAUGGUCAAGAAGACGACAAAUGUCACUGGAUACGAUAAAGAGUCUCUGACCUUAACCGUCAAACAUUUCUCGGGACGCUUGAUUGCUACAGCAGGAGCCUGGUUCUGCAACGACGUUUUCUUCUAUGGCAACAAAUUGUUCCAGUCCCAAUUUAUCAAGGUCAUCUCCCCAGGUUCAACAUCAAUCAUGGAAGGAUGGUUAUGGAACUUGGUCAAUGUCGGAGUGUCCCUUGCCGGUUAUUAUUGUGCAUCGUUCCUCAUUGACAACAAGCUCUAUGGACGAAAGUGGAUGCAACAAAUUGGAUUUUUCUUGGAUUUCAUUCUCUUCGUUGUUCCAGCUUUCCACUACACUUAUUAUACUAGCAUCGCUGGCAUUAAAUCUUUCCAGGCCAUGUACUUUUUGUCAUCCUUCUUCAACCAAUUCGGUCCAAACAGUGUUACCUUCCUCGUCGCUGCCGAAGUUUUUCCAACACCCAUUCGUGCCUCUGCACACGGGUUUUCGGCAGCUGUUGGUAAAUUGGGUGCCUUGUUCGCAUCGGUACUUUACAAUUUUAUCUCAACCCAGCAAAAGUUUUACAUCGUCCCAUGGUUCGGUCUUGCCGGCAUGAUCCUCACCUUUAUCUUCCUUCCAGAUACCACUGGUCUCGAUCUCAAGGAACAGGAAAGAAGAUGGAAAUAUAUUAGAUCUGGUAGAGAGUCCGAGUAUCAUGGUAUUGCCAUUCACCCAGCUCAUUUAUCCCUCUGGGAAAAUUGGAUGGGCGCUGGCAAGAACUACGACCCUAAGCUUGAUGCCGGAGACAAGAUUCUUGAAAUGCGCCAAGAAUGGGAACUCAAGCAAACUGAGAAAGGCAAGAAUGAAGAAGAUAUCGCAACCUUUGAUGAUGAGUGGAGUCAGGAAAUUCACCAAUACUUCCGUUCCGACAACACCCCAACACGGAAUCGAGUGCCUCGCGUGGAGGCGACAUCGGAAUCUACGAGCGAUGAGAUUACAAGAGAGAAGUAG